GCACUCGUCCUGCGCGGCCAAGCCUACCACACGCAUCCGGUCUCCUGUUGAUUUCAACCAAUAUUUUUAAUUCAAUUUUUGUUUUACGAAGUCUAAAAAAAUAAAUCGAAUAGUCGUCCAAGAUGUUAUUCUUUUCUUUGACCGCGGCCUUCGCGGUUCUUUUGUUUGCCGAUGCGGUACCGACGCCUACUAACAAUAAAGAUGGCGGCCCAAUUGGUGAGCUACCCGAAAAUUGGGACCAAACAAAAGACGACACACAGUCCCUAUUCCUGAACAAGAGCGACAAAAAUGACCUGGAACCAUAUCCACUUGCUCUCAGCGAAGAAGGCAAUUCCGAAGGGUUCGAACAAGGUGUCGAGCAGCGUUUCGACUCUCCCCAGUCCACGGGAGAACUUGACAACCUUAUCAUGAGACCUGAGUUGUAUGGAGAACCUCCGGCCAUGGAGAGCAUGUCCUCCGGCUACGACAACCGCCGUCGCAAGCGUGGCAGCGGAACCAAAGUAGGAGGCGCUGGAGCUGCUACUAAGGUAGCCACCAAAUCAGGCUCGGGGAAGAAAAACCUGAAACCUGCAGAUCACGCGGCUCUGUCUCCGAUAGAGUCCGCCGGUCCUGAGCACGAUGUGCACCGUCGUAAGCGUGGCAGCGGAACCAAAGUUGGCGGAGCUGCAGCUUCAGCUAAGACCGCUACUAAGAACUCAGGCGGAGGAAAGAAGAACUUUAGGCCUAUCUCGGAACGACGCAAGAGAGACUCUGGAUUAAGCGCAGCCGACGUGCGAGCUUUACUUAACCUAUGGGAAGCCCAAGAACGAAGGAAACAAGAGUGGAAUGCAAACCAGUGGGCCGCCGAUCACUACUAUGGACGCGUUGGCUCCGAUGAGGACCAACCAGAAGUAGACGAAAGCGGCGAUGUGUGGUACAACGAGCCAGUCGUUAUCAGCCCACAUGAGCGCGACUACCCACACCACUCCUACUUCUCUGAACAGAACCGCAUGGCUCUCGCACACGGCUACCCUGACUUGUACCAAGUGGACCCGACUGAGCUAGCUCAAAGAUACGAGGAAGCCCGCCGCAAGCGGCAAUACGCUAACAAUAAAGUAAAGCGCUUCAUGGUCGCUCGAAAACGCUCUGAUGCCAUGAUGAUGCACCAGAACAACUACAGGCCUCGCGAUGACCUUUACACUCUGGCUGAGCUGCUGCGCUCCGGGCCGCGGGUGCAGGAACAGGAUAUUCCUGUAUAUCGGCGACUGAUACUUUAAAGCGAUUUCUCAGAGUCAGGCGUCCAUACGAAACGGCCUGCUAACCCUGAAUACCUUGGAAAAAUAUAAAUCCAGCCUAUUUUUCCCAUAGCAGAGUGUUCGCAUUCGGUUACGCAGGUUUCUGAAUCGGAUGGACGCCAUUAUGGCAUUAAUUUGGGGUGGGAGAUUGUCGCGCAUUUAAUUCGCAGUCUGUAUAGCGGAUACCUACCUAAUCUA
Messenger RNA from Hyposmocoma kahamanoa, 1472 nucleotides. RefSeq names its product putative neuropeptide precursor protein (gene K5). The transcript has 5 exons. NCBI's taxonomy places the organism in Eukaryota, Metazoa, Arthropoda, Insecta, Lepidoptera, Cosmopterigidae. Bases 123 to 1256 code for a protein of 377 amino acids. The record is from RefSeq and is a predicted model, not a curated record.